Vanessa atalanta (red admiral) is the source of this 3180-nucleotide messenger RNA. RefSeq lists its product as uncharacterized. Bases 1 to 3144 code for a protein of 1047 amino acids. The transcript has 21 exons. Gene Ontology annotation, molecular function: protein binding. NCBI's taxonomy places the organism in Eukaryota, Metazoa, Arthropoda, Insecta, Lepidoptera, Nymphalidae. The record is from RefSeq and is a predicted model, not a curated record.
AUGAACCUAUGGCAGGAGAACGAUAGGCGAUUUUCCAACGACGAGCAGGUGGUGUCGUUCCUCAGAAAUUCAAAGCGUAAUGCGAUUGGACAUCCUUCUGUGCCCUGCUGUGUCGGUCUCGGUAUGAACUUGGAGAAGACUAAGGUCAUAUUCAACAUACAUGUCGUACUGAAACCAAUAUACGUCAAAGGGAAACCUUCCGAAGUUAUUGCUAAAUAUGCCUACUUAGGUCAUACAGAAAUGAGCGGUACAAUGAAAGACGACUCAAAAGAUACCAAGCAAAAUUCCAGUGAAUCCACAAACCCAUAUGCCAUUUGGAAAGAUAAAGAUAGAAAGUCGGUUGUUGUUUCAGCUAACACUUUAAGGAUUCUACGUUUUGGUAGCAUCCUGCAAACUUGGACAGAAGUAUCCAAAAUAAAUUACAUGUCUAAUCUGACACUAGAUGAUUACCCGAAAGAACAACGGUUUCGAAGUAUAAGUUUUCUUCCAAGAUACCGUAUAAGUCCUGUAUUCGAGAAUCUGAUAACGAUAACGGAAAAUAUUAACAGAGAUAGUAUUAUGUCCGAACGAUUUCCUAAAAGUGUGACAUCGCUUUUGAAUGAGGACCAAUUGUGGGGUUGUUUUUAUAACUUUCCGGAAUUAUACGAUGAUAUUUAUUCACCGAUCGUUCCUAUAAGAAAUAUUAAGGAUGUUCCUGAAAUUAAGGACGGAGUACUUACAAGGGAUGUGGUGACUGCGUGUCUUAGUUAUUUGAAACGAACGCCUAUUAUGAAGGACUAUGUGUACAUUAAAUUAAAUAUAUCAUCCAGAUAUCUAACUGACAUCGGUGUAUUAAAACAUUAUAAAUACCUCGUAUACCUUGAUUUAUCAUCUAAUUUGUUAACUGACUUAAAAGUUCUCUCAAACCUUCUCUAUCUACAAUAUCUCUCUGUGGAUUUCAACAGGUUAAAAGCUGUUUUGGAUUAUGAAACACCUCAAUGGUUUUUAACAGAAGUGCAUUAUAAGUACAAUUCCGUAAUGAACAUUCGUGAGUUAAAAGAUUUUUGGUCUAUCACAAUAUUGGAUUUAUCGCAUAAUAAUAUUAAAUGUAUAGAAGGACUUCAAAACUUACGUUACUUGCGACGUCUCGACCUCUCGUUCAAUCACAUACAACGUCUGGAAAAUUUAAAUCACCUCCGUCUAACAUGGCUGGAUGUUUCUUAUAAUAACAUAUCGAGUUUCGAAUAUGGGUCAGAUGCAGGGCUCUGGACCUUAUUGCAUUUGGAGAUCCUUAACUUAAAUGACAACAAAUUAACGUCAAUGAAACUAUUUUCUGGCUGCACGAGAUUGAGAGAACUCCACGCCCGAAAUAAUUGUUUUAAUGUACUAUUGGAGCUUGCAAUAUAUAUGAGUAACUUGAGAAGCUUGAUCCUCCUCGAUCUAUCCUCUAACCCUAUCUGCAAUAUUCUCGGGUACAAGGAUGUAGUCUACAACAAAUUUCCCAAACUAUUACAGUUGGAUGAUAAGGAAAUCGAUCCAGUGGAACAGAGAGCGUCUAAAAUGGACAUGUCGCCUGAUAUUAUAACAUUUGCAACGCGUCGUCUUCUUCGUUUAUUGUACAUACAACAGCUGUCCAGAUCUCGCGUCUCCCCCUUCACUCCUCCAGCAGAUACAACAGAUAUUCCUAUAGUCGUUAUUGUCGGCUACGAAGCUGUUGGAAAAGGAUCUUUGGCCCGUCGUCUUGCAACCGAAUGCAACUCCAAUAUAGAACUGGCACUACAACACACCACGGCCUGCCACUUCUUAGACCACUACAAAGUUAUAACGAGACGGAAGUUCGACGAUAUGCUUCUCGCUGGCGAUCUGUUAACUUAUAGUGAAAUGGACGGGGAAUCAUACGGACUAAGUCGCGAGGAAGCAUUUGUUAAAGACGGAAGAGUAAAAGUUGUUACAAUGGACUUAAUAGGCGCCCUUAUGUUGAAGCUGCGGGGAUACAGACCAUAUUUGAUACUAGCUUCCUGUUCUGACAGACAGACCUUAUCCUGCAAACAGCUAGAACGGAGAGAAGCAAGAAAUCUAAUAUAUGAAAAAAAAAUGUUCAUGGAAGAACCCAUGGAGAUUUCGACAUUACAAGUUUUACUUUCCGGCCGGAUAAUAAUAAAUGGUAUACUUAAUGAGAUAAUACAGACUUUAUCAGACGAAAAUGACAAUAAUGAUUUUAUAAUAGAUUCAGAGUGUUCUCUAAUGUUGGAUAGCGAUGAAAGAAAGAGAUUUGAGAUCAAAGAGGUAGACAGAAUUGCAAUGACCUUUUCUAGCACGUUAUCUCUCAUUAGUAAGAAUAAUAAUGAUAAAAGCAGCCUCGUAGAUUCCGGUAUGUAUUCUCUUUAUAAAGAGCAACCUGGUAUAGAUGAAUAUACCAGCAAUGUUUACGGACUAGAAUCCUACCAAGAGAAAACCCAGCAUAAAAGAUCAAAUGCUUUUCGUCAUUUAGCAAACAAACAGGAUCAAAUCAAUCUAAACCGAAAAAGUAUUGAAGAUAAAAAUAUAUCGUCUACAUGGAGAGGUUUACCGGGUAGCAGGAAAUCUUCCAAAUCAGUUGCCUUCACGUCUCCUGAGAACUCGGACUUGAUUGAUAAAGACAUCAAUUCUUCUGACUUAUUGUUCGAUCCACAACCCGAAAAAGACGUUGAUAAUUUGUUAAUGAAAUCAAUUAGUGCAAAGGUAGCGUGGCCACAGGCAGAUGGCAUUAAACCACAGGACGACCUAUGGCUUGCAUUCCUGUUGGGAAACGGCCUAUUGCACACAAGCAAUGCGAGGACACAAUCACAACUUCGCUGGGAAACUCAAGUAGACGGCCCAGAUUUCAUUGUUAAUCAACUAAGACACGCCCAAACGCUGACAACAGAAAGCUUCACAACAACCAUAAAGGAUGACUAUGAAGAAAUACAUAGGAAAUGUCCUGGCCUAUUUUGGGAUACUGUAAACAUGGAUAAUCCCGAUGCCGCAUUUAAAAAAAUUAAAAUAAUCAUCAGAGACAUUGUCAACUCCCAGAAAAAUCUUAAGCCAAUGUUUGACAUAAACUUUACAAAUUUAAAUUACCCCAUUCUUGAGAAGAGGCUAAUGAGAAUUUGCAAAGAAAUUGCUCCUCAGAGACUCUUUUACUAAAAUAAACAAAAUAAUAUUAAAAUGGUUAUUUAAUUU